CUUCAAUAAGCAUCAUGACCGGAAUCAAAGCAAAGAAGUUUUAAAGCAACUUCAACAGUUGGCUUUCAAUGGUAUGAAAAACGAUGAACUGAUUUUCAAUGGAGAGCUAGUCGAUGAGAAAAUGAAAGAGUCAGGAUUACUAAACUUUUUACCUAAUCCAAUUUUUCAAAUUCAAAUACAGGUUUGCUUUAUUCAUUUAACUAUACAAGAAUUUCUCGCAGCGAAGCAUAUUGUGGAAACAAAAACACCUGAAGAAAUAAAAGAAUUUAUAACUUUGCAUUUCAAGCAUGGCUGAUGGCAUCUGGUGCUUCAAUUUCUAGCUGGAUUAUUGGGAGGGAAAAUGAGGAAGUCUGAUGACUCUCAUCAAUACAGAAGCUGCGUGUUGUCGUUCAAGAAAUAUCUUGCAAUUGAAGGCACUACGUACAAGAUUACAGAAAAUAUUUUGGUAAUGAAAUGCUUGAGAGAAGUGCAGGAUGAAGAUGUUGCUAAAGAAAUUGCUGCAAACUCUGCUUUGAAAGAUGUGACUGAGAUAUGGUGUUCUGGUUUUGCUAUUCUCUCCCCAAGCGAUGUGGCAGCAAUGGUGUUCGUUUGCAAACACUUGAACAUUUUAAAUUGCCUAGGCAUUGCAGGCGUAUCCAGUGCUUGUUUGAUGGAAGCUUUUAAAUUGCUGCAUGGAAGAUGCUUAAAGUCACUGGAUAUGAAUUUCUCAGCGUCGAAGUUUGUAACCAGCUUACAGAACUUAAUCUUGAUGGGAAUGAUAUAGGUGAUGAGGGCGUUCGUUCUCUUUGUUGCGGAAUUCGACAAAGACGAUUGAAGCUGAAGAAGUUAAAUCUAUCCGGACGUUCUUUAACCAAUGAAAGCGUACCCUGGCUGGUAGAGCUUAUCAGUGAUGAACACUGUCAAAUAACUGGCUUAGAAAUCAGUGGUCGUAAAAUAGGUGAUCAAGGAAUGGAGAUGUUGUUUGACGUUUUCAGACAAGAAACAUGUAAGAUUACUAUGUUGAGUAUUAGCUCGUGUUAUUUAACAGAAAAAAGCAUGGUUGCCUUGGGUGAUGCUGUCAAUGAAGGAAAAUGUGGACUAAAGAUAUUGAAUCUUAGCAAUAAUAAGAUAGGAGAUGAAGGUAUGCGGAUCUUGUGCAAUGUUCUUGAACAAGGAACAUGUCCUCUCACCAGUUUGCACGUUUCCAGAUGUUCGUUAACAGACGAAUGCAUGCCGAGCUUGUGCCAGGCUCUCGGAGAUAAACGAUGUAAACUCACUAAGUUGUAUGUAAACAACAAUGAAAUCACAGAUAAACAUUUAUCAUUACUCUCAGACACUCUGAAAUUUCAGAAUUGUUGUCUGAAAUAUUUAAGAAUUGAAGAUUGCAUUAUUACUAAAGCGGGUGAAAAGAUCCUUAAUGAAACCAUGCAGUCUGAUAUCUAUAUUAUUGGACAAGAUGAUGAAUUAACAAGGUUUUCAUUACUAAAAGUUUAA
This is a messenger RNA of Dendronephthya gigantea, 1473 nucleotides long. RefSeq names its product NACHT, LRR and PYD domains-containing protein 3-like. Lineage: Eukaryota; Metazoa; Cnidaria; Anthozoa; Malacalcyonacea; Nephtheidae. The record is from RefSeq and is a predicted model, not a curated record. Bases 679 to 1473 code for a protein of 264 amino acids. Gene Ontology annotation, molecular function: protein binding. The transcript is spliced from 3 exons.